CCGGCCGCAGCUCGUCCAGAGACCGGCCGCGGGAGGCCUCCUCGUCUUCCUACCGUCCUGACCCUGCUCGCGUCCAUCGUCGGACGGCGUCUCGGCCUACCACCACCACCACCACCACCAACAACAACGGAGACAGCGUCGACAUGUCUCGAGCAAACCCAGCAGCUGCAGUGGUGGCUGCCGCCGCCGCCGCUGCUGCCGGUGAUGCCCCUUCGCAUGCAACCAAUGGAGCGACGCUGGCUUCUGGGCCAAAGAGACGGACGACCAUCACCACGCCCUCUGGACAGUGGGCACUUGGCAAAACAAUCGGAGCUGGGAGCAUGGGCAAGGUUAAGCUCGCGAAGAACCUCGAGACUGGUCGCAGGUUGCCGUGAAAAUUAUCCCCCGUCACACCAACGAUGAGCAGCGUAGCACCCGAGAGAAUGAACGGGCGGACCGUUCAAAGGAGAUACGCACCGCCAGAGAGGCGGCCAUUGUCACCCUCCUCAAUCAUCCGUACGUCUGUGGCAUGCGAGACGUCGUGCGGACCAACUACCACUGGUACAUGCUCUUCGAGUAUGUCAACGGCGGCCAGAUGCUCGACUACAUCAUCUCCCACGGCAAGCUCAAGGAGAAGCAGGCUCGCAAGUUUGCUCGCCAGAUUGCAAGUGCUCUAGACUACUGUCACCGGAACAACAUCGUCCACCGAGAUCUCAAAAUAGAGAAUAUCCUUAUCAGCAAGACCGGUGAUAUCAAAAUCAUUGACUUUGGCCUCAGCAAUCUGUUCUCCCCCAAGGGCCAGCUCAAGACCUUCUGCGGCAGUCUCUACUUUGCUGCUCCAGAGUUGCUCCAGGCUCGUCAAUAUACCGGACCAGAAGUCGACGUCUGGAGCUUCGGUAUCGUCCUCUACGUUCUCGUCUGCGGCAAGGUCCCCUUUGACGACCAGAGCAUGCCCCAGCUGCAUGCUAAGAUCAAGAAGGGCGUCGUCGAGUACCCUCCCGGCCUUUCUUCAGACUGCCGUAACAUCAUCUCCCGCAUGCUAGUCACUGACCCAAAGCAGAGAGCCAGUUUAGCUGAAAUCAUGCAGCAUCCUUGGAUGACCAAAGGGUACAGCGGUGUACCUGAAAACUAUCUCCCACAACGCGAGCCUCUAAAGCUCCCACUAGACCAAGAGGUGGUCAAGAAGAUGACUGGAUUCGACUUUGGUCCCCCCGAAUUUAUCUCCUCUCAACUCACCAAGAUUAUCGAGUCUGAUGAAUACCAACUCGCUAUCCGAAGCAGUGCCAAAGAACAGCAGCAAAGCCUAAACGCUGCAAACGAGAAGCGACGAGGCGUCUUUGACUUCUAUAAACGCCGCAAUUCAAUGAGCAAAGAUAACCUGACCAUUACCCCUUCGUUUGAAGCCAUGCAUUCAUUUGGUGACCCUACCUGCGGUUUCCAUCCGCUCAUCUCAGUGUAUAAUCUUGUCAGAGAGAAGCAAGAUAGAGAAAAUCCCCAACUUCACCCUGGCGGCGUUCCUGGACCCGUGGACCCUUCGCUCAAGCAGCUAGAUCUCCCCAUGCCUGAAGCUGCCUAUACUAACCAAAACGCCUUUGAAGUCCCCGGAGAGAAGGAUACCGGUGGAAGAUCUCGUCCGCGUGCCAGGACACACGGAGACGAUGAUAUCGCUGAAGGUGUCAAGAACCUGGCGGUGUCUAAACCACCUGUCCACCACGCAGCAUCUCCCACCAUCAUAACUCCGGCUGAAGCUGCACCGCCAAAGAAGGAGAGUGCCGCCGCUGGCCUGUUGAGACGUUUCAGCACCAGACGAACCAAGGACAGAGGCCGUGAAAUGGAGAGAGAGAAGUACCCAGCCCACCAAGCCCCGUCUGCCCACGCCCACUUUGCCGAGGACCUUCUUGCGCCCAGAAAGAGCUUCAGCGUCCGGAGGUCAAGACGUGGAGAGGCAGCCCCAGGCAACCUACACCCCAGUGGGAGCCAUUCCCAGUACCCCGAUAUUCCUCAUGGUUCAAAUUCGGGACUCUCCCCUUCCCGAGCCAACAAUUUCCUUGCAAGGUCAACCAGCGUCAACUCGGGAGAAAACCGCAUCCGAAGGAACAACAGGAGAGGGCCCUCGGGCUAUCUUUCUUCUCCGCCAAACGAACUGGCAACCGGCUCAGAACAAUCUAACCUACACGUCCAACGGACCAAGGCCGGCAGCGAACAGCCUGCAGAGACCAAGCAUACCUAUCCUCCCCAAUCUAGGACCAAAUCUCUGGGCCAUGCGAGACACGAGAGCGUCCAGGUCCGCCGCUCUCGACGCGAGGAAGCAAGGGAAGCCCAAGUCCCCGAGGAGACUGACAACGAGCUUCUUGAAGGCCCAAACGCCGUGGCAGGCACUGGAGAAGAUCUGUCAAAGCCCGUCUACCUAAAGGGCUUAUUCAGCGUCUCUACAACCAGCAGCAAACCUCUACAAUUCAUCCGUUCCGACAUCAUUCGUGUUCUCAAACAGUUGGGGGUCGAAUACGUUGAGAUCAAAGGUGGUUUCAGCUGCCGUCACGCCCCGAGCAUUGACCUCAACCGCGUUGUCGACACCAACCCCCCAAGCCCAGAGAGACAAGGCCCUGUUUCAGGCCAUCGCCGCCGCAUCAGCUUUGCCGGACUCCGAGCUCAUGCCACAGGCGAAGAGUCGCAAGACCACAGACCAUUGCCCCCAUCCACCAAGGCGUCACGUCGUAGCACCCAACGGCCCCCUGAUCAAAGCUUCAUCACCAACUCUGAGGGAUCAGAUGAAUACGUUGCUCCCCGUGACAGCACUGCCGGCGGAGAACGCGUGGUAGGCGAGACCACGACCAAAGUCCAAACUGAUACCGGCGCGAACCUGGUCCUGCGCUUUGAGAUCGUCAUUGUCAAAGUUCCCCUAUUCUCUCUGCAUGGUAUCCAAUUCAAGAAAGUAUCCGGAGGGAUGUGGCAAUACCGGGAAAUGGCAAAGAAAAUCCUAGAUAAUCUCAGGCUAUAAUAUCCAGCCUCCUUAUGCGCGCGCACACACACUUACUUCAAUAUCUGUCUACGCCCGACUGUUCACCAGCGCGUACGCAGGACUGCGCUAUGCUACCCCUUCUUAUCCGCGUCUUCCCCCUAUUAUUUUCCCUGUUUAAUAUUUUGAGACCAUAUCUCAAUCACUAGUGGGCCUUUUGUUCUUUUUGUCUUUACCUGCUGCCUUGCCUCCCCCCCCCUUCUUCCCUGUCUAUGUCUUAUAUGUUAAUCGCGUCUAAUCUCCUACUUUGUGCCCCCUAUCCCCAUACCGCCAUUAAAGGCCUUAAUAUUGUGUUCUAUAAUUUCAACCAAGCAACUAUCAAGUUAACGCCUGACGUCCGUCUCAUGUUCCUUUCUGUCUCUUCCUUUUUCCUAUAAUUGUCCUUGUCCUUUUUCCAAUGUCUUUAUCCAAUAUUUUCUUUCCAUACAUAUACGCAUCGCAUAUCUCAUCCACGAUUCUCUAUCUCUCCAGUCCCUUCAUGUCCCUUUGUCCGAUCCUCCCUCAGGCCGAAGGUGGCUGGGCCGGCAUCUUAUCUCUACUGCAUUUCUCCCCCCC
Molecule: messenger RNA, 3550 nt
Organism: Trichophyton rubrum CBS 118892
Lineage: Eukaryota; Fungi; Ascomycota; Eurotiomycetes; Onygenales; Arthrodermataceae
Product: CAMK/CAMKL/KIN1 protein kinase
Exons: 3
Coding region: 509-2977 (822 amino acids)
Biological process (GO): protein phosphorylation; intracellular signal transduction; microtubule cytoskeleton organization
Cellular component (GO): cytoplasm
Molecular function (GO): ATP binding; tau-protein kinase activity; protein serine/threonine kinase activity
Source: RefSeq, a predicted model, not a curated record